Molecule: messenger RNA, 2264 nt
Organism: Exophiala xenobiotica
Lineage: Eukaryota; Fungi; Ascomycota; Eurotiomycetes; Chaetothyriales; Herpotrichiellaceae
Product: acetoacetate-CoA ligase
Exons: 9
Coding region: 43-2037 (664 amino acids)
Biological process (GO): lipid metabolic process
Cellular component (GO): cytosol
Molecular function (GO): acetoacetate-CoA ligase activity
Source: RefSeq, a predicted model, not a curated record
UGGUGAUUGACUUGUAUUGACGACGAGGUGUGGAAAGACGAUAUGUCGGCGACACAGAAACCGUUGUGGGUGCAUCCUGCGCCACAAUUCAGCCAGGCGGACGGUUUUCGACGGCUGAUAAACCGAAAGUACGGCCUCAAGUUGGAGACAUAUGAUGACCUCCAUCGUUGGUCUGUCGAUGAGCUCGAAACCUUUUCCGUGGAGGUCUGGACGUUCUGUGGCAUGGUUUACAGCAAACCACCAACCGCGACAGCCGUUGGACUUGAGUCAAUGUGGCCUCGACCUCAAUGGUUCCCCGGAGCGCGGUUGAACUAUGCCGAGAACAUGCUGGCCACCGGGUUAGCAGUGCAUCCUGAUGCCAUCGCCAUAUCGGCGUGUCGCGAGGGCGGGACAGAAUGGCGACAUCUGUCUUGGAUGCAGUUGAGAGCGGAAGUCGAGAGGUACGUCAGCGCGUUCAAGCAGGCAGGAAUCUCUAAGGGAGACCGAGUCGCUGCGGUAAUGACAAAUUCACCGGAGGCAUUGCUUGUGCUGUUGGCUUCGGCUGCUGUCGGUGCUAUCUUUUCGUCGACCGCCCCUGAUAUGGGACAGAAAGGUAUCACGGAGCGGUAUUUGCAGAUUCGGCCGAAGGUGCUCUUCGUGGACACGGAAGUGCUCUACGGUGGCGGCGAGAAGGAUUUACGACAGAAAGUUAGCUCAGUCGUCCGGAGUCUCCAGGCAUCGGUUAGUGAGCUGGAGAAGGUGGUCGUUACUAGGGGUCAUCUAUGGAGUGGGACCAACUCAAUGUCUCUCGAAACUUUUCUGCAGGCGCCGCGCCAGGAAUUGAUCUUUGAGCAAGUUGAGUUCGAUCAUCCUGUCUAUAUCCUGUAUUCAUCCGGCACGACCGGCCCACCGAAAUGCAUAUGUCACGCGGGUGGGGCGGCGUUGUUGCAGCAGAAGAAAGACCUCAUGUUGAUCAAAGAUAUGGGUCCGAACUCCGUAUACUACCAAUACACUACAACUGGUUGGAUGAUGUGGAACUAUCUCGUGGCGGGACUCAGCACAGGUGCUCGAAUUGUGAUGUACGACGGCAGUCCAUCACACCCUAGUCCCGCGUACCAAGUACAACUACUCUCAGAGCAAGGUGUGACCGAAUGGGGCACAAGUCCCAAGUUCCUCGCAGCUCUGAAGCAGCACGGCCUUGGGGCCAUGCCAAACCUGGAGAACCUUGCCCUUACCUUGGUGACGGGUUCACCGCUCUCUGUCGAGCUGUCAGAGUGGUUCUAUCAGAAGUUCCCCCGCCAUGUUGCUACCUUCAGCAGCUCCGGUGGAACAGAUCUGGUGAGCGCCAUCGUGAACGGGUCAAUGCUGAGACCUUUCUAUGCCGGGGAACUUGCGACGAAAUGUCUCGGCAUGGCCGUAGAGAUCUGGGACGCCUCCGGGAAGAACAUCGAAGAUACUGGAGAAAAGGGAGAUCUCGUGAUUACGAAGCCGUUCUUCAGCAUGCCGGUAACGUUCUGGGGGGAGAAUGGCAUGGAGAAGUACCGAAAAGCAUAUUUCGACCAGUUCCCCGGUGUAUGGUGUCAUGGCGACUUCAUCAGCAAGAACCCCGCUACAAAGGGCUUCACCAUCCUUGGUCGGAGCGAUGGAGUGCUCAAUCCUGGAGGGAUACGCUUCGGCACCGCCGAGCUCUAUGGCGUGGUAGACAAGUUCAAAGAGGUUGAAGACUGCAUCGCCGUGGGUCAGCGAAGGGAACACGAUAGUGACGAACGGGUUCUAUUGUUUUUGAAGCUUGCACAGAAACCUAUGAGCAAAGAGCUGGAGCAAAGGAUCCGGACAGCUAUCAGGACCGAGUUGAGCGCCAGACAUGUGCCGUCAUACAUUCUUGAAGUCGCGGACAUCCCUUAUACUGCCAACGGCAAGAAGAUUGAGAACGUUGUCAAAGAUGUGGUUUCUGGUCGGGUACCAAAGAUUGGAGGCACGGCUGUCAACCCGGAGUGUCUGGAGGAAUAUAAAGCUUUCGCCAACUUGCCACCACUGCCGGCAAAAGCAAGACUAUAGGUUGCAAAGAUGUGGCGAUACACUGAUGUGCCCCAAGCUGGGACCAGGAGUCAAGCCUUUGUCAGGAUUUGCACCUUCAAACUUCACCUUUUUGUGGUCAAGUCCUGAUAUUUGGGUUCGGCGGCAGUCUUCCUCUGAGCCUUUGGUGUACUCGACAGCCAACUUCAAACAUGGCAGCAUUCUGAUCUCUGCUUUCGUGUCCCAACUCUCGGAUCACUCUUCUUGGU